Uloborus diversus is the source of this 649-nucleotide messenger RNA. RefSeq lists its product as uncharacterized. The record is from RefSeq and is a predicted model, not a curated record. Lineage: Eukaryota; Metazoa; Arthropoda; Arachnida; Araneae; Uloboridae. The coding region runs from base 1 to 417 and encodes 138 amino acids. The transcript has 5 exons.
AUGCUGAAUGUGGACAUCAGUAGGCAAGGACGAGUUAGAAAAGCAGAUUUUGAACGUGUCGCUGCUGUGACUAUCUGUUUUCAGAAACAUGACAAUGUCGAGGAUUUCAUUCCAUUUGAGCUUUUGCCUUCUGUAUGCAUUUUAAACCUGAAAGAUUGCUCCUUAACAGCUCCUGGAUACACGGGUUCACUUCUUGCCGAUGUAAAUGACAGGAUAAGAGCAGUUCCUACAAAUGGACCAGUUUUUUCAAUAAUCUAUAGCAUUUUGUGUGACAUAGAAAGAACAGUUCAGUGGUGGAAGAUGGUUACUUCUCCUUCUGUGGAUUCUAGUGCAGCUCGAUCAGCGAUACUAUCAAAGGGUUUUUCUCGAAUGGACACACAAAUAAUUAAGAAUUUAUCAAAUUUGGCUGAAAGAUGAAACUCAGUUGAAAAUAAAAGCUUUGAAAAUUUGUAAUCAAUUUAGGCAGUGAGAAGCAACUUAAUGCAAGUGGACGUUUUCAAGUUUUGAGUAAAACGCGUUUAAAGAUUAGCUCCUAGGUAGGCUUUUAUUGAAAAGUUUUUCUAAAUCAUGCUGUAUAACAGCACCUACCAGGACUACUAAUACAAUCUCUUGCCCCAAGACAUAGGAGAGGUUCACCUACCUUCUGUAC